Messenger RNA from Cooperia oncophora, 462 nucleotides. The record is from the annotation of a GenBank genome assembly. NCBI's taxonomy places the organism in Eukaryota, Metazoa, Nematoda, Chromadorea, Rhabditida, Trichostrongylidae.
AUGGCAAGGAUAGAUAGAUUUGCUAAGAUGAUCAAAAAAGUUGAUGCGUUCUUGGACAAAAAUGCGACUUCAUUGAAGAGGCUAAUCAAGAAGGCAGCACAAGGGCAGGUGCUGGAGUCUGUUGUCUCGGAGCCGUCAGGCAAAGCAGUGCCGCAGAGCAGUGAACCGGUGCAAUCGAUGGAAUUUGUGGAAGAGGUUGAUGAACUUGAAGAUUCGAGCUCGAUGCAGGAUGAUCGAAGGAAAGCUGAUAAACGCAUUGAGAAAAACUCUGCUCUAGAUUCGAAACGCAGAAAGAAGAAGGAAGCACGAAUAGCAAAGACGAAGAAUCGUAAACGCUAUAAGGAAGCAGUGAAAAAGGUACACUCACAAGUCGGCACACUCCGUAAGGAAUUAGAAAAGUAUACUGGAGAAUCGAGAGGAAUUCGUGUUAGUACGGUAAGAUCCACGAAGCUCAUCGCAUAA